AUGCCGGACGAACCAACUGAAAGCUCCUCCGCAAAUACGUCACCCAUAGAAAAAACUCAAAAGACGGGUUCAAUACGAAAGACAACCAGCAUGAUAGUGGCAGCAGAAUUAGAACAGAGAUAUCCUGGCGCCACAUUUCAAGUCCCAGAACCUGCUGAUAAAGUAUCUUUGAGAAUCCAACGACCAGUUUCUCCCCAGGUUACUCCUAUCAAGAGGCUAACACAGAUCAACUGUGAUGAAGCAGGCAGGGUAUUACGGCCAAUCGAAGACGAACCGUAUUAUCAUGGAUUUCUGAGUAGAGAGGAAGUGGAAAAAAUAAUCAAGAAGGAGGGCGAGUUCUUAGUAAGAAAAACAGAAGUUGCAGGACGGCACUAUUUCGUUAUCAGCCUUAAAGAUGGUGGUAUCAUGAAACAUUUCCUCAUAAAGCGCACAAGCAAGAAAAGGCUUUACUGGGUGAAUGACUACGCCUUCAAAAGUGUCAAUGAUCUAAUAGAAUAUCACUUGAGAAAUCGGGCGCCACUUAGCACGGGGGGAGUUUACUUGGAAAAAGCAUGUCCAAAAGAGCAAUGGCAGCUGAAUCCUGAGCAGAUUGAACCUGUCGAGAAAAUAGGAGAAGGGGCUUUUGGUGAAGUGUACAAGGGACUCUUGCAAGAGGGGUUUUUUGGUGCACGCAUCCCAGUGGCCAUCAAAACACUCCAUUCGACGAACAUGACGGCUGACGACCGCAUCAAAUUUCUCCAAGAAGCAAACAUCAUGAGAGGAUUUCGGCAUGAAAACGUGAUUCGCUUGCAUGGCGUCUGCACAUCUAAAGAACCUAUCAUGAUAGUAAUGGAACUGUGCCCAGGAGGAUCACUUCUGUUACGUCUACAAGAUCUCAAUAAUCAACCAUCAUUAGUUACGAAAAUUAAUUAUGUGUAUGGUGCAGCGAGAGGAAUGGCGUACUUACAAAGUAAAGAUAUUAUACACAGGGACAUUGCUGCUAGAAAUUGCUUGCUAGGAGAAAAUGAUGUGUUGAAGAUUUCGGACUUUGGCCUGUCAUUCAUCGGAAAGACUCUUAUGGAAAAGAAACUGAAGAAAGUACCUUUGAGGUGGUUGUCGCCGGAAACCCUAAAAAGCGGCGUCUACUCGACCAAAACGGAUGUCUAUAGUUUCUCCAUAAUGAUCUGGGAAAUUUUUUCGUUCGGACAAUUGCCAUUUUACAAAUUCGACAACCGUCAAUUAAGGAAACUGAUUAUACAGAAAAAGGCCAAAUUGCCGAAGUGCCUAGGGGAUAUUCCUCCAGAAAUGGAAAAAUUGCGGCUGCGUUGCAUGGAUCCUGAACCCGAUAAAAGGCCUGAUUUUAUUGAAUUGGAGGAAAUUAUUUCUGAGAUGCCCGAUGUGAUCAAGCCAAAACCGCCAUCGCUGUGGAACAGAAUAAGCACAGCUAUUGGUGAUUACGUUUAUGGAAGAAGCUCCACUUAAUAACUCAUUAAAGCCAGGAACUAUAAUUGUAAUGACUGCUUUUGUAACUUGUCAACAAAAAUUCCGAGAAAAUACCUUCUGUGCAGG
Molecule: messenger RNA, 1548 nt
Organism: Cylicocyclus nassatus
Lineage: Eukaryota; Metazoa; Nematoda; Chromadorea; Rhabditida; Strongylidae
Source: the annotation of a GenBank genome assembly